Molecule: messenger RNA, 720 nt
Organism: Parascedosporium putredinis
Lineage: Eukaryota; Fungi; Ascomycota; Sordariomycetes; Microascales; Microascaceae
Source: the annotation of a GenBank genome assembly
AUGGCUUGGUCCCGUCUUAUCAGGUUUGUCGAUGACAACGGCAAGGAGACGUUUGGCGAGCCUUGCAUCGACAAGUACGACCAGCUCAACGAGCUCCUGGAGAAGGGCGAGCUCUACGCCGUCGAGUAUGCCGGCCAGGACCCCACCACCGCCACCCAGCAGGGUGCCAAGGUCCACGUCAAGGAGCUGAAGGAUAUCCUCAAGCCCUCCGAGGUGCCCAUCGUCAAGUGCAUCGGCCUCAACUACAUCAAGCACAGAGGGCGGAAGGAAGCCUCCCCGUUCCCCUCCGUCUUCAUCAAGCCCUCGGCCUGCGUUGCGGGCUUCAAGGAGGACAUCCCCAUCCCCAAAAUUGCCCAGGACGGCACCGUUGACUACGAGGGCGAGCUCGCCGUCGUCAUCGGCAAGACCGGCAAGGACAUCACCAAGGAGAACGCCCUGGACCACGUCCUCGGCUACCUCGCGUCCAACGACGUCUCCGCCCGUGCGUGGCAGCGCGACCCCGCCAAGGCUGGCGGCGUUCCCCAGUGGUGCUUCUCCAAGGGCUUUGACAACGACCUCCUCCUCCAGACCUUUGUCAACGGCGAGGAGAGGCAGAACAGCACCACCGGUGACCUCCUCUUCGGCGUCAAGGAGAUUGUCAGCUUCGUUUCCCAGGGUACCACCCUUCAGGCUGGUACCAUUAUCCUCACCGGCACUCCUCUGGUGUCGCCAUGGGCAUGA